Messenger RNA from Tricharina praecox, 832 nucleotides. RefSeq names its product RNAse P Rpr2/Rpp21/SNM1 subunit domain-containing protein. Gene Ontology annotation, biological process: tRNA processing. The transcript has a single exon. Gene Ontology annotation, cellular component: nucleolar ribonuclease P complex. Bases 127 to 822 code for a protein of 231 amino acids. NCBI's taxonomy places the organism in Eukaryota, Fungi, Ascomycota, Pezizomycetes, Pezizales, Pyronemataceae. The record is from RefSeq and is a predicted model, not a curated record.
CGUCAAUCAUGUUGUUAGCGCGUGUAGCGCCACAUACGCUAUUCUACACAUGUAGGUCCAGUCACGAAACCUCUCCGUCAUACCCACACGUCCUCCGCCUUUACCACCACUAGCUCACCACCAACCAUGGGGAAAACCGCAAAACCCAAACCCGCACCUAACCCGAUGACCACGGGGCCGAACGCCCCACUCUUCGCGCGCAUCUCGCACCUCUACUCCGCGUCCACGCUCGACCCGACAAGCCCGCUGAGUCGCUUCUACCUGAGCCACGCCCGGUCGAUCGCGAAGAAAUCGGUGCUGCGACUCGAUUCGAAAACAAAACGUACGAUUUGUAAGCGCUGCGAUGCGCUUCUGGUCCCAGACGUGACGUGUACCCACCGCGUCGAGAAUCAGAGUAAGGGUGGCAGGAAAAAGUGGGCGGAUGUACUCGUUGUCGAGUGCCAAUGUGGAAUGGUCAAGAGGUUCCCAGUAGGCAUGGAGGAGUUGAGGGUUAAGAGGGGCGGGUCUUUACAUAAGGAAAAGGAGGAGGCGGUGAUGGAGGGGAAGGAGGAUACAACCGUCGCUGUUGCUAGUGGACAGGAAAAGGGUGGGAAGAAGGAUGCCAAAGCGGGCAAGAAAGCGGGAGCGAAGAAGGGCGCGAAUAUGGAUGCCCGGACCUUUAAAGGACAAGCUAUAUGGACUAUACAAGAUUUGCUGGAGGGGAAAGACCCGGUCCCGGUGGAGGAGGAAAAGCAAGUGUCGGAUUGCCCUACAGAUGCUAGGGAUACGCACAUGGAGGAUGCACCUACUGUAAUCAUGAGGGAGUCACAAAUAAACACAUGAUCCGAUCGUU